Vigna umbellata (rice bean) is the source of this 738-nucleotide messenger RNA. Lineage: Eukaryota; Viridiplantae; Streptophyta; Magnoliopsida; Fabales; Fabaceae. The record is from RefSeq and is a predicted model, not a curated record.
GUCUUCAGUUAGAGGAGUAGACUUUUUAUAGUAGAAAAUAGUUUGUAAUGAGAAAAAUAGGUUUCUGUAUGAUCUUCCAAAACAAAAAUAAAGAGAAUUUAGUUUUUUUUUCACCUGAAUGGGAAGUUUAAAUAAUAAGCAAGGGGUGCUAAUAGUAGGGCCCAUAUACUUUUUUCAGAGCAUGUGUUGUUUGGGUAUUCCGUGAUUUCUGCAAUACAGGAGAGGCAGAGGAGGCUAGCGAGACAACCUCGGCGCGGUUGUGGUCUAACAUCAAACACCCAAGAACUGUUCUCUUCAAACGACGCCGUUACAGCAGAAUCCUUCAACUUUGGUCGCACUCUAAUUCCCGAUAUGCAAUUAGCACAAUGGCGAAACUUGUCGUCUCUAAAGACUCGCGUUAUUCCCUCUCUCUCGCAUUUCUCCGAGUUUCAUUCCACUCCUUGUACCUGUCAAAAUUGGAAGAACAAAUUCAGCUCCCAUAUAGGAAAGGGUCAACAACAACCAUCAAAGAGUCAAAUCAAAUUCAUUACCCGUCAAAAGCGUGCUGAUGCAAAGAAAGCUCUGAAUAGUCUUCUUUACAAUAGUGGAUCCUCUAAAUUUUCAUUUGAGUAUGAAGGCCUAGGUAGGCAUUCCAAUAAAGGUCAAUCAAAGUCUGGUCAGCGGUCUGGUGGAAAACCACAAAAGAAAACUAAACGUGAGUUCUUUUUCAGCUCAAGUUUAUAGUGCAUUUUGUCAUUU